UCAACUAACCAUACUUAUAAUGUACCUAGAUUUCCUGCACAAAUGCAGUACAUCAUGGCUGACCUUACUGAGUGGUGUUCAGGGAUCUGAGGAAUUAUAGACUGGCUAAAGGAGAGGAACCUACAAAGCUGCCUCAUUUGCCAACUUGUUUUGCCCUGGAUCACAUCGAUCAGUAUCCUUAUACUGUUAUACAUACUGACCAUAAAGAAAAGUUUCUAAGGCAUUCACCGCACACAUGAAGUCUGCUGAAGCAUCCUCCUCAAGUGCCAAUUUUGGUAUAUUACGGACCCUAUCCCAGUAUGUGGGGUUUUGCCUAGCAUUUGUGUCUGCUGGCUUCCUUAUUGUUGCAACUUGGACUGACUGCUGGAUGGAAAAUGCAGAUGACUCCCUGGAGGUGAGUACUAAAUGCCGUGGACUGUGGUGGGAAUGUGUAACUAAUGUGUUUGAUGGCAUUCGGACCUGUGAUGAGUACGACUCCUUAUACGCAGAGCACCCAGUGAAAUUAGUGGCAACUCGUGGCUUCAUGAUAACUGCAGAUAUUCUGGCAGCAUUUGGCUUCAUAUUCCUCCUCCUGGGGCUUGAUUGUGUAAAAUUCCUGACAGAUGAAUCACAAAUGAAGUUAAAAAUCUGUUAUAUAGCUGGAGUUACACUCAUUGUAGGAGGUGUCCCUGGGAUCAUUGGCUCAGUAUGGUAUGCGAUUGAUGUAUAUGUGGAGCGCUCAAGUUUAGUAAUGCACAAUGUUUUCCUUGGAAUCCAGUACAAGUUUGGUUGGUCUUGUUGGCUUGGAAUGAUUGGAUCUCUGGGAUGUUUUUUAUGUGGCGCUCUACUCAUAUCCUGCCAUUAUCUCUUUCAAGAAGGAAGAUACAACAGAAACCAAUCAUAUUAUUCUAGAAAGAGUUAUUUUCCUGCAAGAAAUUCAACGGGCAAGCUUUACUCUCCUCCACAGACAGAAACUGCUAAGAUGUAUGCUAUGGGUACACGAGUAUAAAUGACAGCCGGGUUCACUAGUCAUGUAUUUGUCUCGCAGCAUGCUGCUCAGUCAGGUCACGGUACAGCAGUAAGGUACCAGUCUACUGCAUCUGGAAAGCAGUCAGAACCAGAGAGAAGAUUAUAGUCUGCUACUGACUUUUACAACUAUGAUUUUUUUGUUAAUAUGAUUCCACUGUGUUGU
Molecule: messenger RNA, 1171 nt
Organism: Nanorana parkeri
Lineage: Eukaryota; Metazoa; Chordata; Amphibia; Anura; Dicroglossidae
Gene: CLDN16
Product: claudin 16
Exons: 5
Coding region: 236-988 (250 amino acids)
Biological process (GO): bicellular tight junction assembly; cell adhesion
Cellular component (GO): plasma membrane; bicellular tight junction
Molecular function (GO): structural molecule activity
Source: RefSeq, a predicted model, not a curated record